GAUCGAGGAGUUUUGCGAACCUAAUUCGGCAAGCGAAUGCGCGCAACCGAGGUGGUGCAUCCGGUGAGCGGUACGACGAUGGCUGCGCCGCCACUGAAGAACACGUUCGUGCUAUACUCCCUAGUGGGCGAAGAACUGGAACCUGUACAGGAGAGCAAACCGCAGCGCGGACCUGACACCAACUGGAAUGCCUUUGUGCUGCCGCUACCGUCCACAGGAGGCCGCGUGCGGCUUGCAGACGUACAGAAAGCGUUCCCUCUGGGAAACAAUUAUCACUUCGCCUUCCGCUGCGAGGAUGGUGCGUACUUGGACUUGACGAAUCCGGACUCGGCUGUUCCGUUCUGUGGCCGCAAGAUCCUGGCGCGGAUUACGCCGCUGGAUGACGAGCCCAGUGUCGAAUAUCUACACUAUGAGGAGCCUCGUGAGACUGCACCAUCCUCAGGGCCGGCGCCGAUUCCAGCAGUGACGAAGACUCGUACCGAGAGUUAUGGAAGUAGCACAACGGAACGUCGUCAUCGCGACGACUAUGAGGAGUUCGAGUCCACGACUUACGAGUCCCAAGAUGAAGAACCGCCAGCUUCAGUUGUACGUUCGCCAUCGCGGGAUAAAAUGCGGAAGGAGCAAGCGGAGAGUGACUGGAAUCACAAUAGCUACCAGGACGGUGGUAAUGGAUACAAUGCGGGCGAUGAGAAUCGCAGCUCUCAAUUUGGUCGUGAUGAUCGAUACGACUCCAGUGGGAGAUCAGGCUCUCGUGAAUGGACCGAGGCAGGCAAAGACGCACAGGCUUAUCUGCGGAAACAGACGGAGCAAGCCUACGACUUUGCCAAGAAGAUUUCUAUCGAGGAUGCCAAGAAAGGAGCGUCGGAGACAGCCAAGAAGGCGAAGAAGUGGGGUGGCUCCUUGCUUUCGUCGAUUAGCGCAACUAUUUCCAAUGCUAGUGCGAACGUUUCGAAGAACGAAACCAUUCAAGUUGGCGGUGUCACCGUGCAAGUCGUGCGGUUACUCGCCGAGGGUGCCUAUGCUCAAGUGCUUUUAGUUCGGUCGUCAGCCACCAACGAAACUUUUGCGCUUAAACGAAUCCUCUGCCAGUCCCAGGAGGUUGAAAAUGACGUGCAGAUGGAGCUCCAAGUCUUCCGUUCCGUCAAGCACCUAAACAUCAUGCCACUUGUGGAGUUUUCUGAAGCACGAGUUCAACAGGGAAUGGAGUUUUACUUUUUGGUCCCGUAUUUCGAACGCGGAAGUUUGUGGGAUGCGAUUAAUGCCGCGUGCCAGUCAUCGUCGCCUUUAUGGCCGUUUACGCAGCGGACAGCACUUCAUCUUUUUCAUGGCAUUUGCUCAGGCGUGCUUGCUCUGCACCGAUCGGGCUUUUGCCACAGAGACAUCAAGCCUCACAACAUCCUGCUGUCCUCGUCGUUCAGCGGCGAGGAUUUCCUUGCCUACAUACCGGUGGUGACAGACUUUGGUAGCUGUGCUCCGAUUCGUGUAGAAGUCAAUUCACGUCGGAAUUCGCUCGAGUUGCAAGAUGAAGCAAACCGCAAGAGCUCAGCUCCUUAUCGCGCACCGGAACUUUUCGAGCCAACGGUUGACGUCGCGCUGGACGGUCAGUCGGACGUAUGGUCUCUUGGUUGUGUACUUUAUACGAUGGCAUUUGGAACAAGUCCAUUUGAGCACCCGCGAGAGGGCUUUAUGAAGCUGGCAUGUUUAAACGGCCGAGUGUCAUUCCCACCAGAGCAAGGCGGCGUCGUGCACCAUCGCGGCACACAAUUUACGGCCGAGUUCUGUGACUUCAUUCGUGACAUGCUACACACAAACCCCGAGGAGCGACCGUCAGUCUUGGAUGCACUCGAGUUUACUGAAGAGCUCCUCAACGACGAGAUGCAGCGGUAAGACCUCACAGCAUACAUUUUCUUCUCUCCUUACCGUGCUUUCAAAUAUAAAAUUGAACUGGCAAGAGAAACCCAAGAUAAAAGAAGAAUUCAUUUUUAAAAUGUGGACUAACCUCAAAAACCAGCUCGUUGCAAACACGA
Molecule: messenger RNA, 2027 nt
Organism: Phytophthora nicotianae INRA-310
Lineage: Eukaryota; Oomycota; Peronosporomycetes; Peronosporales; Peronosporaceae
Product: NAK/MPSK protein kinase
Exons: 7
Coding region: 37-1887 (616 amino acids)
Biological process (GO): protein phosphorylation
Cellular component (GO): cytoplasm
Molecular function (GO): ATP binding; protein serine/threonine kinase activity
Source: RefSeq, a predicted model, not a curated record